UACGCAGUGACGUCACAGACAGAGAAGAUGGCGGCUGUGCUGAAGGCGGAAGCGGGGCAGUGUGGGCGGCCGUGUGUUGUGUGAGACUCAUCCUGCAUGGACUCGUCGCCAUGAGCAACAAGGAGAUGGUUUCCACAGAGACAGAAAACAAAGGACAGAGGAAGGUGUUUCUUCCUAACAAGCUGUUGGAGUGUCUCCCUCGUUUGUCCAGUCUGCCUAACGAACGCCUCAGAUGGAACACUAAUGAGGAGAUAGCUUCUUACCUGAUAUCAUUUGACAGACAUGAUGAGUGGCUCUCCUGCAGCCUGAAAACCAGGCCAAAGAACGGCAGCAUCAUCCUGUACAACAGGAAGAAGGUGAAGUACAGGAAGGAUGGAUACUGCUGGAAGAAAAGGAAGGAUGGAAAAACGACGAGAGAGGACCACAUGAAGCUGAAGGUCCAGGGCAUGGAGUGCCUGUAUGGUUGCUACGUCCAUUCCUCCAUCGUGCCAACAUUCCACAGACGAUGCUACUGGCUGCUGCAGAACCCAGACAUCGUGCUGGUCCACUACCUGAACGUGCCGUCCCUGGAGGAUUCUGGGAAAUGCAGUCCGCUGCUGUGUGCGGUGGCCGACCGCCACGACAGUGUGAGGUGGAGCCGAGACGACCUGCUGAACCAGCUGAAGCCCAUGUUUCACAGUAUGAAGUGUUCAGUGGGAUCAGGUGAUUUCAGUAUUGAAGAGUUGGUUCAACACAUUCUGGACCGGCAGAGAACCAAACCACAGCCGCGCACACACGCCUGCCUCUGUAACACCGCCCAGGUAUCUUCAGGAGUGAACAUUCCCCACCGAUGUAACAGCACCAAGCAUCGCAUCAUCUCCCCCAAACUGCCUCCCUCCUCCUGCAGACCCUCCCCCUCCCCCCUCUCGUCUGAGGCGGGGGAGGCAGGGCGAGGAGGAGGAGGAGGAGGAGGAGGAGGAGAAGCCAAACUGCCCCACCUCCAGGCUCAGAGCAGCCCCGUCUCCUCUCCCUGCCCCUCGUCCACCGCGACCUCGUCGCCUCCUCAGCCGCACAGAGCCACCAUCACCAUGGGUAACCACGGCAAUGGCUUUUACAGUGACCACCGCGGCAACCUGACGACGGUGGCGCUGCCCCAGAACGCCGUGCUUGUCAUGGCAACAACUACCAGCAUCGCAGGAAGAGGGGGGCAGGGGGGAGGAGGGGGAGGCGGUGAGGAAGCGGGGCCAGGCAGGAGCCUGUCGCUCACCCACUCUGGACAGUUACUGCUCUCCCCCGCUCUCUCCGCUCCUACCGGCGGGCCCACUUCCCCUUCUCCUCCCUCCUCCUCUUCCCCCGUUCCCCCCUCCCUCCCCCCUCCUCCCGUCCAGGCGCCGGGGGUGGCCACCCUCUCCCUCACCCUCCUCCCUUCGCCUGUCAUCGGAGGCCUGCUCCUCACCCCCUCCUCCUCAAACACCUCCUCCUCCUCCCUCCGUUCGCCGCCUCCUCCUGCUGCCGCCUCUCCUCCCUCUCCCCCUUCCACCCCCUCACCGCCCCCAGCUCCCCCCUCCCUCCCCCCUGCCUUUGACCCUGACUCUUUCCUCAACUCCCCCAAACAGGGUCAGACAUACGGCGGCCCACCUCCUCCCUCCUCCUCCACCCCAUCCCCUGCCCUCUGCUCCUCCUCAUCCCCCCUCUCUCCCCCCUCCCUCGCUCUCUCACUGUCCCCCACCUCCACCCCUCCCUCCUCUGUAUCCCCUCCCUCCUCCCUCUCCUCCCUCUCCUCCUCUUCCUCCUCCUCUGAGGCAGACAGGAGAGACUCAGCUCUCCCCCUCUCCUCCUCCUCUUCAUCCUCCUCCCCGCCCUCGUCCUCCCUUCCCCCAUCCCUCUCUCUCUCCUUGUCUCCCACCUCCUCUGUGGCUCCACCCCUCCUACCUCUCUGCCUGGAGCUGGGAGCACUUGGGGAAUCGGAGGGGGGGAGGCAGGAAGAGGAGGGGAGGAAAGAUGAGGAGGAGGUGAAGGAUAGGAGAGACGACGACGACGACGAUGAUGAUGAUGAAGGCAGCGCUCCUCCCACUAAGCUGGCUCUGCUGCAGACAAGCCACGCUUCCUCCUGCUCGUCUCCACGGCAACAGACAGGAAGUAGCACCGCUUCACUGCUCCUGGUUUGCCAGGACUCAGCGAGCCAACCCACCCAGCCGGCCAAUGAGACGCAGCGACAGGCCACCGGACAGCUGCCGUUGGUCCUGGAACAGCCCUACGAUCACCUGCCUGCACCUGAUGCUGACUCCACCUCUGCCGCUGUCGCCAUGGAUACAACUCAUCUGGCGACGCCCCCAGUCCAGGUAAAGGAGGAGAGCAGGCGGGGCUACGACUCAGAGGACACCUGCAUGGACACGCAGCUGGAGGAGGAAGCGGAGCCCUGCGAGCGUGGAGGGGAGGAGCUGGACAUCUCCUUCGACAGCCAGUUUCCUGAUCUCAUCUCUGACCUCAUCACCGAGGAGGCCAAUCCCGUUGCAGCUCAUCCCGCUGCCAUACCUGCCGCUACGCCGAACCCGGCCGUGUUCCCGGCGGGGGUCCGCUACAUGGUGCCCCCCCAGCCCUCCCCCUCCUCGUCCUUCCUCCCCUUCCCUCACCCACUGCCCUCCUCCUCCUCCACCCGCCUUGCCUCCAUCACAGACUUCUCCCCUGAGUGGUCCUACCCCGAGGGAGGUGUUAAGGUAUUGAUCACAGGACCGUGGAGCGAGCUGUCGGGUCGAUACUCCUGUGUCUUCGAUCAGAGCACUGUCCCCGCCUCGCUGAUCCAACCUGGAGUCCUGCGCUGCUACUGUCCAGCCCAUGAGGCCGGUCUGGUGUGUCUGCAGGUUCUGGAGUCCGGAGGUUCUGUUUCCUCUUCAGUUCUGUUUGAGUAUCGAGCGAGGAACGCCAGCUCUCUGCCCAGCUCGCAGCUCGACUGGCUCUCAUUGGACGAUAAUCAGUUCAGGAUGUCCAUCCUUGAGCGGCUGGAGCAGAUGGAGCGCAGGAUGGCAGAGAUGGCUGCCCGCGACAACAACCAGCAGCAACACCAUCAUCAUCAUCAACAACAGCAACAUGGCAACCAACUGGCCACGCCCCCUCCCCCGCCCCUACCUGAGGACCACGAACAGUCCUCUCAGUGGUUUGAGAGGAGGAUUGUGGGAGUGUGUGAGAGGAUGAUGAGAGGAGGACGGUGGGGAGGAGGAGGAGGAGGAGGGGAGAGGCUUCAUCACUCCGUCCGUCACCGUGGGAUGACACUGCUCCACCUGGCUGCUGCACAGGGAUACACACACCUGAUACACACUCUGAUCCACUGGAGGUUUUAA
Molecule: messenger RNA, 3317 nt
Organism: Epinephelus lanceolatus (giant grouper)
Lineage: Eukaryota; Metazoa; Chordata; Actinopteri; Perciformes; Serranidae
Source: RefSeq, a predicted model, not a curated record